CCUGACGACGGCGGUAACCUCUUCGUCUUCGCCAACAGUCGCGCUGUUAAAUACGAUCACCGUAUAAACGCCGUCGUGAAAGAGUAUCCACCGUUAGACGGCGGUCCGAGAAACUAUCCGUCGGGUGGAUCUUCGGCGAUGCUAGCGAUCCAAGGAGACUUCGCCACGGCGGAGAUACUAAUCUGCGGCGGAGCUCAAUCCGGAGCCUUCACAGCGCGUGCGACCGACGCUCCGGCGCACGGGACCUGCGGAAGAAUCGUUGCAACUGCGGCGGAUCCGGUUUGGGUGACGGAGGAGAUGCCGUUCGGG
Messenger RNA from Camelina sativa (false flax), 309 nucleotides. The record is from RefSeq and is a predicted model, not a curated record. NCBI's taxonomy places the organism in Eukaryota, Viridiplantae, Streptophyta, Magnoliopsida, Brassicales, Brassicaceae.